Carcharodon carcharias (great white shark) is the source of this 8697-nucleotide messenger RNA. RefSeq names its product rho GTPase-activating protein 39-like. Gene Ontology annotation, cellular component: cytoskeleton; cytoplasm. The coding region runs from base 118 to 3273 and encodes 1051 amino acids. The record is from RefSeq and is a predicted model, not a curated record. Gene Ontology annotation, molecular function: GTPase activator activity; protein binding. Lineage: Eukaryota; Metazoa; Chordata; Chondrichthyes; Lamniformes; Lamnidae. Gene Ontology annotation, biological process: signal transduction. The transcript has 10 exons.
CCCCUGUAGAGCGGCAGGAUCAGAUUUCACAUCCGCGACACUAUUCAGAGGCUGGGGUGGAGGUUUUUCGCUCAGCACUGCCAGCAACACACGUCUUGUACUCGAUAUGUAACAAAAAUGGCUGAGAGCACGGAUUGGGUGGAGAUUAUUGAGCCUCGAACACGAGAACGCAUGUAUGUUAACCUGGUGACGGGUGAGUGUGGUUGGGAUCCACCGCAGCGUGUGCGUGUCAGGCAGUCAAGCGAGAACCAGUGGUGGGAGCUAUUUGACCAGAACAACAACCGGUUCUAUUACUACAAUGCCCUUUCUAAACAAACGGUCUGGCACCGACCACAGAACUGUGACGUUGUCCCCUUGGCCCGGCUUCAGGCGAUGAAGCGGAAUUCUCAAUCAGAAAGCCGGGGGCAGCAAGCUGGAGACAGCACUCAUACCCGAAAUCAUUCCAUUGGUGAGGGCCGUGCUUUCUCAGCCCAGCUGCCAGGCAUCCAGGAUAUGGAGAAAGGGAAUGAGGUUGUCGGGGCUGCACAAGAUCUGCAGAAUUCAACAAGUAGGAAGGAAUGUGGAAGGUCAAACUCCCCGUGGCAGCCAGCCCCAGGCACAAAGGCAGCAAUGCUGGUGAAAGUUGAUAGUGGAACAAGCUCGGUCUCUUCACAUGCCUCAAUGCCCCAGCAACAGAACUCUCCACCAGUCACCAUCCAGAAGCCCCAUUCAACCAAAGCUCCAGGUCAGGCACAAACCCAUCAGGCUGCCUGUUUCCCACUAGGGGGUAAAACUGUGUCAUCUCCUCUUGAAUCCAAACCAUCGCUGCAUUUAAAAAAGACAGAAAAUGGGGGCUUCUGUCUUGUGUUGACAAAUGGCCCUCCAUACCCGGCCCCCCAAAAGGAUCAACCAGGACAAGCACAGCCUCUAUCCCCAAAGUGUGCCUCUUCAGCCCCCAUUUAUGAUGAGCCUCCCAUCGAGUCACCAAUCUAUGAUGAGCCACCCAUGGAAGUGGACCCUGGGAGUGUUUCUCAAACCGAGUCAAUCUCGACCCCAAAGGGAGUUGGCCAGGACUCCCAAAAAGGGCUUCAGCCCACCAAGCUGCUUCAGAGCCCGGGCUAUCCACAGCAAGCUGUAACGAAGCACGCGAGGAAACCGUCCAACACAGAGUACAGCCCAGCAGGUAGAGAGUAUAUCAAACAGAUGGUAAAUAUAGAUCCAUCUUCCAAGCAGCCAGUUUCUUCAAACGGGACCUGUGAAAGUUCAAGCAGAAUUUCUUCAGGUCCCUUGCUGGCUAAGGACAGCAACAAACAGCCAUGGAAGAUUCUGGACAUGAACUCCUUGAAAAGCAAUGAGUUGCACAGUCGUCAAAGCAGCAUGCAGUCUCAGGAGUACCCGACCUCUGUAAUCAGCCAUCAGGACUCUGGCUACUCAACGGGUCCUUCACCCAGUCUGAGGAGGAGAAAAGGGAGGAAAACCAUGGCAGGCCAAGCCAGGCCAGGAUCUUUGGGCAGCAGCAGUGAGCUCAACAUUUUGAACGAGAAGCUGAUCGCAGAGAUGCGGGCAGUGGUCAAUCGGACAGCUGUGAUCAGGGGUAGCCAGGCGAGUCUGAAUGCGGACAUAGCCGAGAGCUGCAUCUUGGCCGAUAUUCACAAAAUCCGACUGCAGUCAGAAGGCAGGCAUUUCAGGCAGUAUGCGAACCGUGGCUCAAAGGAAGAUAUUGCAGCCAGCAAUCGAUCUUUGCACAAAUUGGGCUCUGACAUACGAGCCUCAGUUGACAGUGAAUUAUCAACACGACCGGAAGUUGUCCGCCAGAAAAGGACAUUUGAAAAGGUGGAUUUUUCCAGCAAUUCAUUGGAAAGAAGCCUAACGAGCCAGAUUAGCCUUUCUUUACCGAGUCCCGUUCGGAACCAACCACAGCCUCAGAACAUGGGCAGCAGCCCUCAACUUGACCCAGGAGGGCAGACCUGCAAUGUGGGCUAUCAUUUUCCUUAUACCACACUACGCAAACCCCUGCCAGAGAAGAGCAUGGAAGACUGGGCAGCCAAACACCUGAACAUGCACACUCGGGGGAUCUUCAGGCGCAGGCUUUCCAUCGCCAACAUGCUCUCCUGGGUCGGAGGCUCCAUCAAGAAGCCAAUGUUGGUCACCAAUGAUCGGAUCAUCAAGAAGGACGCCUGCGAACUCUUCAAGCUGGUGCAGAUGUACAUGGGGGACAGGCAAACGCGGAUGGAGAGGGUCCCCAUUGCCCUUGUUAUAGUCACCAAGUGCUGGACAAUGCAGGGGAUCCGGGAUGAGCUUUACAUCCAACUCUGCAGGCAGACCACUGACAAUCUAUGCUACCGAAGCCUGGCAUAUGGCUGGGAACUUAUGGCAGUCUGUUUAGCCUUCUUUUCUCCAUCACCCAAAUUCCAGUCUUACUUGGAAGGGUAUAUCUAUCGGCACACUGACCCUGCUCAUGAUGUGAAAAUAACCCAACGUAUCAAGGAACUAGUUGAAAUGAAAAACAAGAAAUUCUCAAAAUCAAGAAAAAAGAGAAAACAGAAUAUAGAGGAAGAAGAAGAGCUUCUUAUCAGCACGUAUGCAAAAUACUGCUACCGCAAGCUUCAGAAGGUUGCUGUGACAGGAGGAAAGAAGGGGCUUAGAAAACCAACCAUUGAAGAAAUCCAUCAUGCAAAAAAUGCCAUCCUGACACCUUCCAUGUUUGGAAGUUCGUUGGAGGAAAUAAUGGAAAGACAACGUGAGCGCUACCCAGAGAGGAAGCUUCCCUGGGUUCAGACCCAUCUCUCCAAUAAAGUAUUGGGACUGGGUGGCGCGCAGGUUGAAGGCAUCUUCAGAGUGCCUGGGGAUAUUGAUGAAGUAAAUGCACUCAAACUACAGGUUGACCAGUGGAGGAUCCCAGACAACCUUGCUGAUCCCCAUAUACCAGCCUCCCUGCUGAAGCUGUGGUACCGAGAGUUGGAGGAGCCCCUGAUCCCACAGAAGUUCUACCCGCAAUGUGUGAGCAACUACGAGAACCCUGAGGCUGCUGUUGCUGUUGUCGCUUCUCUGCCUGAAAUAAACCGCCUUGUCCUUGGUUACCUCAUCCACUUUUUGCAGAUUUUUGCACAGCCGAUUAAUGUGAGCAAAACCAAGAUGGACGUCAACAACCUUGCCAUGGUGAUGGCUCCAAACUGCCUACGCUGCCAGUCCGACGACCCACGGGUUAUUUUUGAAAACACGCGGAAGGAGAUGUCCUUCAUUCGCUUACUAAUUGUGCAUCUAGACACGAGCUUCAUCAAAGGUGACCUGUGAGAGGUCAAGGGAUACAGACACUGGCCUGCUCGGCAGGGUCAAGCCUAUCUCUUCCCACAGUCCCUUUGAUGCGUGUCUGUGCUCGGUCCUUCCUGCUUUUUCAGUGGCUGGACAAUCCAUUUGUCAACAAAAACAUUGCCUCAAACUGGUACCUGGAACAACCAUGAUGCAGAACUACCCAUUAGUUCUGUUUAAAUCCAAGUUACACUUCCCUGUAUAGCAGGCUGGAAUCGAGGGAGAUUGUGGGGCUGAAACACUCACUGUAUCUGAGGUGUUGUGCAUGAAGUUUAUUUUCCAAACAUCUUUAGCCAAUAAUAAAUAAUAUUCAGUCUGUGUAAUUUUCUUUUCUGCGAUGGUAAAAAGUUUAAAAAGGUGCCUCAUGAUGGAGAUAAUCAAACCAUCAGUUGGAUCAGAUUAUUAAUGAUCCCUGUCCCCACCCUGAAUUAUACUGCAGCUAGAAAAUUUCAUGAUACUUCAACCCCCAAAAAGAUGGAGGCAAAACACCAUUUGCACUUUUGGAAGGGGAGGCUGCCAAUUUGACAUGUUGUAAAACUGGGCAUUGCAAAUAUGAGGGGAACUGGGAGUUGUUGUGUAUGUGUGAUUUUUAUUUUGUAUUGUUUUGUGAGAAAGAAAACCCGGUGUUUUAAAUCUGGAUUUAAAAAGGUGUAUGUGUCUUUUUUAAAAAAAAACAGAAAAGCUUGCUUGUUUUAAAAAAAAAGAAAAUACUUGCUCCCUUCCAGUAGCCCAACCAACACUAAGCUUUCACUCUGCUUGCUUACUCUGCCUUCACUGGAGGGAAACAUAGAAACACUAUUAUUAAACUCUAGCCAAUGUUUUAAAUACCAUGGUCACUGAUAAUAGGGUUGAAUGACGGAAUGUUUCAGUUAAUUUUAUCCCAGGAUGAUAUGUCCUCCAUACACGCAAUCCACAAAAACCCAAAUCUUGCUUUUCCGAUGGCACAUGAUAGAUGGCAUGUGUAAUGUAUAUAUAUACAUGUCUGUGCAUAUUUUCUAUAUUUUAUUUUUAUUGUGUCCGUUCCCUUGCUUGGCCCAAUUCUUUUCAGAGUUCUGUGUGUCAGGGCAGUUGUGCUCUCUGUUUCACCUGGUGCACAAGUCCCACUUAAUUUUUAAUAUCCUUGAAAUUCAGAGAUUUGCAGCUUUUCAUGGUUAAUUCCAACGGUUAAUUGGAAAGUUGUUCUUAAAUUAGAAGUGGUGCUUGCAUUCCACAGUACAUGGUGUCAACACUGAAAAGUGCCAUCUGUAAAAUGCCCUUUGCUCUGUUGCUCUGGGGACUGUUGUACUGAGCAGAGCAUAUUUUUUUUAAAAAGAUAGAAGGUCCUGUUUAGCAUUUCUGUUCUAAGUAGCUAUGAAGUGAGCAGUGUGCAUCCAAAGCUAAUUAUUUCAGUUCAUGUUUUCUCUGAUAGACUCUUUGGAAUCUUGAAUGAAACAGGUGAACUGUCUCAUCUCUUAUCGCUAGGACAUAGAUUAUUUUCUCUUUUUCUCAAAAUCAGCCCCAUAACCCACCGGAAUCUUCAACAAUGCAAUUGUCCUUCCUGAGCUGAGAGUUUGAAUAAAAUAAACAAUCUAGGAGAUCGCAAAAUCUUACUUGAGUUUUGCAAAACCCCGUUUUUGGCAUUCAAAUUGGAUUUGGUUAUUCAGGAAAACAAAAGCAGAGGCCCAGUAAAUUUGGACAUUUGCCUACGGUUAACUCAAAGUUGAGAGCAUCUGCCUUUAUGCACGUUUUUAAGUUUAAUUGUUGCCAUUUGGUACUGAAUUAAUUUAUAUUUUGUUCCUGUAUAUCUAAAUUUAGCAACGAUCUGCAAGCGUUUAAGGAUGAACAAAAAUUCUUAUCAGGUACAUUAACUGGGAUGAGGUUGUUUUGAUCCGUUGAUUUUAUUUUUAAUACAAUAAGGAGCAUUGUUAUUUUUAGCGUCACAUGACUUUGAGAAGGAGUUGUUGGAUGGGCGGGUCGGUGCAGGGAGUUACGUUUUCCGCCAUUUACUUGAAGCAUUCGCCCCCUCAUUCUGUCCAGUCCCUGAGUUGGGGGUCAAGUGAUCCAGUUUGUGCCCAGUCCCACAGAUGCUCAACGUGAUCAGGUCUUGAGCUGUGAAUGGUUUGUUGAUGGGAUUGCACUAAUUUUAGCGCUCCUUCACUCUCUCUCUCUCUCUCUCCCCUUCUUGCUCUCUUCUGAUAGCUGCUGUACUAACUUUGUUUUAUAUACAUGGUGCCUUUGUACCUGUGAGGUAUUUAAUGUGAGUAAGCAACAUCGCAUUGAGUUCCAAUAGCAGUCUUGCCAUCUCCACGGAAGAAAUGUAGUUACUCAGUCAGACUAUAGUGGAGUUACUACUCCUGACUCUAGACUUCCUUUUGCAAAGCUUAAAAACAAAAUGCAAAGCUCUUGUGAGCUUGUGUUGGGGAUGAUAAUUUAUACCAGUUGAAAUUAAGUUUGGAGGGCAUACAGCACCAACUUUGUAAACUGGCUGUGAUCAUUCUCUUUAGGUCUCUUUCAUACAAACAGGGUGAAAUAAGCUACUUUGCACCAAGUCUUUGGAAAGGACAAGUCAAAUCUGAACUCCCCAUUCAUCGUUGAGUCUAUGUUACUAGUCUGCAGUAUAACUAUGCCAGUUUUACUUAACUUUAGUUUCCUGUUUUCUUGGUUGUGGUUCGUCACUUGGCAGCUAUCCGCAUCUUGUGUCUAAAUCAUGUGUUGAUGAAUACUCCGAACCUUAGCAGUGAAGUUAUGUUGCAAAGUUUGAAAUGUUAGCAAUUGCAAUUGUUUCUUUUUAGCUUUAAGCCCAAGGCAUAGCUCUGAAAAUUUGAAAAUUAAAACAUUAUUAAAAGUCACACAAUGAGAUCUGAAUUAACAAUUUCUGUUAUCCAUGAAUAAUCUAUGGAAGGAAGGAAGAGAUCUCCUUGAGGGAGCGCAGUUUCUUUCCUUUGUAAGAUUAAGCUAGGUGAUAAGUUAUCUUUGUUGUAGCUCAUUGUGUCCUGAUCUGUCAUACUUUCCUAAUGGAGGUAUUUUAGUCUGGAGGCUGCUGCAGUAAGACACCACCAAUUACUGGUCCCAUUUAAGAAUGAGCUUGUAUUACUUUUACUGAGGUUACAAAUCAAUAUGUUGCAAAUGCGUAAAUGCCAAAUUUCAAAUGAUCACAAUCAUUGCGUUAUUCUUGCAUUUGUCCUGAUGAAUUCAAGACAAAAAGCUUCAGCAACAUGUGUCUCAGCAAUAUUCAAGUUCUGUGUUACUAAGUGACUUUUCGUUGCAAAUGUUUAUUUUUUAAAUCAGUCACGUGAGAGUUGCCUAUUUUACUGAGCAGUUUGAUGUGAAUAUAUGGGGACUCCUUGGGUCUUGCCAUUCAGGCAAGGGGGUGCCCAUCAUGCCCAAGAAGAGGCACGCCCAACUGACUAGGUCUGUGCCUUUACAGAAGAAUGAAUAAGAGAUGACUUUUCUGAUAACACUGCUAAGGUUGUAAUUAAAUAAUUUCUCCACCCAUCAAUCUAAUCUUUCUGGGAGCCUGCAAAGUUAAAAGUUUAAUAAAUAAUCUUUUUUUCGCCUGUGUAGUUUUAGUAGUUCACACCCCUUUUCCCUCCCACAUUCUCUUUAUUGCCAAGGCUAAUCAGUUAAUGUUCAUCUCGGCAGCAGAGUCUAGUCAGUGUAAGUUUGUGGUUCCCAAGAUGUCGUAUUUUUGUAAAAAAAAAUAUAAAAGAUAGCUUUUCCAAAUGAAUAUCUUUCUGCAUUGCAGCUUGCUUUAUUUAUGUAUUCCUCUUAAGUUUAUAUUCCUGCUAUAUAACUGUACAAAAUAUAUUUUAAAACUGUUCUAUACUUAAAGGAGUGUGUGCUCUAAACUUCAGUAACUGGUGCUGUGGACACAGAAGAUCUGUUACCAGGAGGGGCAGGUCUCUGUAUAACUAUAUACUGUUAAUGAUAAUUAUCACAGUGAUGCAGCUAAUUAUCUUGGCAGUGCAGCUUUUUUUUGACUUUAUGCUAAACUUUUCAUUAUGACAGAAGGUAUUUUACCUCCUCUUUUCCCGCCUGACACCAUCACCCCCUCCCCCCAUGUCCCUAUUACUUGAUACACUUUCCCAUCUGGGAAAAUGGGAAGAUUGCAUUUUUCCAGGAGUUGGUGCUUUCAGGAGAAGAAGGGAGAAGACCAGAAGGAAAAAAAGUUCCAUAGAUGCCCCUUUGAAAUGACUCAUUGUACCGUUCAUGAGAACUAAACCAAUCCUAUGAAUCUGCUGAUGUAAGACCACAUUGAUUGAGGGGGAGAAUAUUUUGUACAAUGCGUUUUCAUGAUUGCAAUAGCAUUUCUCAUUCUUUAUGCUACCAAGUGCAUUCUUUGGGGGAAAUUUUAACUAACGUGCCAGGUGGGAUACCCAUGGAUCCCUGUUUUACACCCCACUGACUGGGGGGAGCUUACCCCAUCCCAUCAGUCAGCAAACUGAAAGGUCUAGCUGUAAUGUUGAUUUUACAUAACUACCGCCUGAUUUUAGUCUCCAUUUAAAGUAACAUUGUGUGUAAAGUUAAGGUUUCCAUCUGAUCCUAUGGAUGUUCCGACUGGCGGGAUGGAUUAAUAUUCCCCCCUUUUGUGUUGCAGAAUAAAUACCCUCGUUCAAUUUUGUGGCAGUACUGAAUUGACAGUAAUUUACAUUGUUAUUUUAAUGAGCCUUCAUACACCAUGUGACACAGUAACUGGUAUUACACUAACUGAAGUUUUGUAAAUAUAGUUUUUUUUGGUUUUCUGUAUAUUGAUGAUAAAUACAAAGGAUUCUUAGUGAUGGAAAUUAUUUCCCCAAAAUUGAAACAGGGGAAAAAAGUUACUGAAGACAAACUGAUGAUUCCAGUAACAAUAGAGUAAAAUUAAACCCCAGAAUAUCCAGGUGGUGGGAAUAGAUAUAGCCACUGUAGCUUAAAAAAAUCCAUCAUUUAUUCAUUUGUUUUCAUUUCCCCAAUCAGGUAUUUACCUAAAAAAAAAAAUUGUACAAUUUAAAAAGGGUUGAAUUUGACUUAGAAAUAUUAAACUCCAGAUGGAAUUAACUUCCUAAAUAAGUAAAUUGGGAAAGGGAUUUGUGUGUGUGUGUGUGUGUGUGUGUGUGUGUGUGUGUGUGCGUGCGCGUGCUGAAUGGGGACUGUCUUAUUAAAAGCAAAACCAAAUAUGUAACCACUCUUGAUUAUGUUUUUCUUUUGUACAUUGUGGCAUUUGAAAUAUGCAUUAGCGUUACUGUGUAAAACUGCGUUGUAAACUUUCCUGUAAACAUUGCUGUUUGUGUUUUUUUAAAAUGGUUUUCUUUGCACUUAGCUUCUCCUUCAUGCUGUGAUAUGUUAAUGCUUUUUGAGAGGUUGUAUAAAAGCAAAAUAAUUUUUUUGUGUACACUGGAUGUUUCUUUGCGUAAGAGAAGUGUAAAUAAAAGCUGCAAGAUUCUGACUUUA